AUGUCCCCGCACCAAACUACUGGCCAGGAAUCUGACAACAUGACCGUCAAUGGCGAGAAUGCGCAAGCUUCAUCUCAAUAUAUCCAGAGCAAUGAGGAGAUGACCAGUGCUAUAGCGACCGAGAAAAAAGCUUCGACUGCAAAGGCGGCGAAGGACCCUUCAAGGCCUAAGAGGAAAAAAGCCAAGCGAGCUUGUUACGCCUGCCAGAGGGGCCAUCUUACUUGUGGUGAUGAGCGCCCAUGUCAGCGUUGUAUCAAGCGCGGAUUCCAAGAUGCCUGCCACGAUGGAGUACGAAAGAAGGCCAAAUACCUUCAUGAUGCGCCAAAUGAGGCACUCAUGGCUGGAGUGGGAGCAACCCUCUAUAACCAGAGAAAUGCGGCACAGAACAAUGCCAAUGGAUCCAAUACUUCGCCCGGCGCUCCUCAGCAGAUAACCUCACCCAAUUUCUACAAUACACAGCAGUCACCGGAUUAUAAUGGCUUUCCGCAAAAUAAGACCGAACUGCAGGACAGCACAGUAGGCCCUGAUAAUUAUGCCUCCCAGUCACCCGUUUCGCCCACGUAUCAAAUAAGUCAAGGAUUAUCAACCCAGGGCCUUUCUCCAUCCCUCCCGCAAUCCACAAGUGAGACACCAUCAGCCGCAAAUCCUGCCCCGGGCCAAUUUAAUUCUGCCUUUUUUGAUCCUAGCGAUCCUGCGCUAUUCAAUUUUGACCUCGCAAGCAUGAAUUUCGGAAACCAUUAUGGUGCUUUGGAAUUCGGAAUGCUGGGACAUAUGGCGACCGGGGUAGGUGACACACCACCUAGCGAGAGCGGAGCCCAGCGUGGUUCAAUUGGACAAAAUGGCUCCGGGACAUUCGGCCUCACUGGAUCCAACUUUUCUGAGAGCCCUAGCAACCAGGCCCCCUAUUUGUUUAGCGAAUCUGGCAUGAAUGACUGGACGCAAACUGCACCUGUCAAUAGGAGGAGUAUGUAUGGUUCAAAUGCAAACUUGGUGGCGGGAAAUAUGUCGGACAAACCGCAUGCAUUCGCCAUUGAAAGUGCCCCGGCCAAUUUUGCUAGCCCUGCUUCCAACGAGAGUCCGAUGAUGACGACCAGCUCAGCAACAUUUGAAGACACAACAAAUUCCGGGGCAUUCAACUCUAGGCAAAACGUACCUGUGUCUCAACAGAGACAGCAGCCAGUUGUAUCAACACCCCAACUUAAGCAACAAAAUUUGAACCUCGGCAGCAGGCGCAGACAUAAGAAUGCGUCGUCUAUUUACGACAGCGUCAAGGACCCGUACUCCUACACUAGCGGAUUCCAUUCUUUAACGGCAUUCAUCCAGCGCCGUUUCUCUCCACAGAAGACAUUGCGUAUUGCCAAAGCGUUGGCAUCCAUUCGACCGUCAUUUAUUGCGACUACCAAAACUCUAAAUCGGGAUGAUCUAAUAUUCAUGGAGAAAUGUUUCCAACGCACACUCUGGGAGUACGAAGACUUCAUCAACGCGUGUGGCACUCCGACGAUAGUCUGUCGACGAACCGGCGAGAUCGCUGCCGUGGGUAAAGAGUUCAGCAUCCUCACUGGCUGGAAGAAAGAAGUGUUGUUGGGCAAGGAGCCAAACCACAAUGUUAACACUGGUGGCUCUUCCGGUCUGAUGACAGGCUCAACAUCACGAGGAAGUUAUACACCAAGACCUUACAGCUCCGAGGUAUACAACUCCAGUGCAACAGCUACGCCGCGCACACAACCUGUCUUUCUUGCGGAACUGCUGGACGACGACAGUGUGAUUGAAUUCUACGAAGACUUUGCCAAGCUUGCCUUUGGUGACUCUCGUGGCAGUGUGAUGACGACGUGCAAGCUGCUCAAGUACAAAACUAAGGCUGAGAGUGAUAUUCUUGCCGGCAGCAACGGCGAGGCGGACGCUGGGUUGAAUGGUGAAGCCGCCAGUAACGAGACAAACGAGCUCAACGGCAGCCUUACCAACGGAGCCACUACGAACGGGCGAGGACAACGCCGGUGGGGCAAAGGUGAGAUUGCUGGUGAAGCUGGCAUGAACCAACUUGGAUUCCGCGACGGCAAAGUCGAAUGCAGCUAUUGCUGGACUGUCAAACGGGAUGUCUUUGACAUCCCCAUGCUUAUUGUGAUGAAUGUAAGUUGUCUGUGUUUAGAACCACUGAGCGAGCCAUAA
Trichophyton benhamiae CBS 112371 is the source of this 2166-nucleotide messenger RNA. RefSeq lists its product as uncharacterized. Bases 1 to 2166 code for a protein of 721 amino acids. NCBI's taxonomy places the organism in Eukaryota, Fungi, Ascomycota, Eurotiomycetes, Onygenales, Arthrodermataceae. Gene Ontology annotation, biological process: cellular response to starvation; regulation of DNA-templated transcription. The record is from RefSeq and is a predicted model, not a curated record. The transcript is spliced from 2 exons. Gene Ontology annotation, cellular component: nucleus. Gene Ontology annotation, molecular function: DNA-binding transcription factor activity, RNA polymerase II-specific; zinc ion binding; RNA polymerase II transcription regulatory region sequence-specific DNA binding.